AUGCUGUCCCGAACAGCCGCCUCACGGCGAGCCGCGGUUGUCACGGCUUCCGCCGCCGCAGUCCGCGCAACGACACCACGAAUCGCCGCCCUCGGGCAGAGAGCGUUACUCCCCACAGCCACGACGAUGUCAGCGACGAGGUCGAUAUCCGUAUGGCCUUCUCGCAGCAAAAAGCCCAUCGACCCCACCCUACCCGUGUACUUCCCACAGCCGCCGCCGCCGUCGCACCAGCACCAGCACCAGCACCAGCAACGUCUCCCGUCAUGGAGAAAGGUGCGGUACGCACUCUUCACUCUGCUUGUGUACUACGCGCUGUGGCAGAUAUAUAUGAGCGUGGUGCUGGACCCGCUUCUCGACUGGGCCGAGGAGGAGUGGGACUCCUUGUCGGAGAAGGAGAAGGAAGAACUCGAGGAGGCGGGCGAGGACGAGAUGGACGAAGAGGAGGAGCCCCUCCUAUUCCUCCCAUUUCCCUUCACCACCAAGCAGAUUGCCCAGCCGCCGUACCGGGGGAGCGAUCCCGAGUGGAAGGAGUUUGUCAAGGUGAACAAGGAUGAGAAGAGGAAGAAGGAUAUCAAGAGAUCCCUCGCCGAGACGGUACGGCGGCGAGCCGAGGCCAACCCGGUCAUCGUCAACUUGAUGGGCGGCAAGACAACCAAGGUCAGGAAGAUGUGGCUCGACAUAAUCUACCCUCCUGCUCCGCCGCCAAAGCACUACAUCUCAGGACUGAUUGUCGACUACGACGGCCUCUUCUGGGGUGACCGGUCCAUCGAGACCGUGGCAGCCAACCAGAUCGACGCAAUCAUGUACCCCAAGGCCGUAGCCAUGGCGGUCUGGACCUUCUGGGACGUACUCCUCAAGCGGUCCAAGGACGACAUUUCGCGCGCCCUCGGGCUUUCGGGUACCCAGGAGCCUGAGACAUCAUGGCAGUCCGUCAUCAUCAACCGUGGCAAGGAGCAGCAGCAGCAGCAGCAGUCCCCCGCGGCAGGAACGGUUCUCAACCCGCCAUCUGCGGCGCCGUCGUCCAACGACAAUCCACAGGCCAAGGCGUCGCAACCAGGCUCUAUCCAAGGUCCUCCUGACUUUGCCAACCUGUUCAGGAGGCUAGGCGGCGGCGGCGCAGGCGGGGAAGGCGGCGAGAGAGGAGACGGUGCUGCGCCCGCCAGCCCCAUGUCGCAGAGCGUCAUGUUCGCCUUCCAGGCUGCGUCGCUGGUGCUGGCCAAGAACUGGAAGCGCACGGAACACCACGUCAGCAAGGGGUGUAUCCGUGUCGACGGGAUGGUUGAGCUGCAGGGCCGCUCCGCCUUCAUGGUCGUGUACGUCCUCGGGUGGUACGACCCCAAGACCGACAAGUUUAUGAAAGUCGAGACCAAGCUCAAGCACCUGGUCCAGACGAAGCAGAAGCCCUUGGGUGGCAAGUAA
Messenger RNA from Geosmithia morbida, 1419 nucleotides. RefSeq lists its product as uncharacterized. The coding region runs from base 1 to 1419 and encodes 472 amino acids. The transcript is spliced from 3 exons. Lineage: Eukaryota; Fungi; Ascomycota; Sordariomycetes; Hypocreales; Bionectriaceae. The record is from RefSeq and is a predicted model, not a curated record.